This is a messenger RNA of Heteronotia binoei (common prickly gecko), 3373 nucleotides long. It is a transcript of the gene TBC1D15, whose product is annotated as TBC1 domain family member 15. NCBI's taxonomy places the organism in Eukaryota, Metazoa, Chordata, Lepidosauria, Squamata, Gekkonidae. Gene Ontology annotation, biological process: activation of GTPase activity. The coding region runs from base 149 to 2137 and encodes 662 amino acids. Gene Ontology annotation, molecular function: GTPase activator activity. The record is from RefSeq and is a predicted model, not a curated record. The transcript is spliced from 17 exons.
CCCUUCUUCCUUUUCGCCCGGUCUCUUUUUUUAUAAGUACGCAUGCGCCAGCCGCCUAGGCCCUGCUGAUGGGGGUGAGGUGGAGUUGUUGUGAAGCCGCGGGGAGCACGUGAAGAGAGCAACGUCAUCAUAAACAUUAGUAGCCAAUAUGGCGGGUCCUGCCAGCGGAAAGGUUGUGUAUGAGCAAGAAGGGGUUUUCAUUCACUCAUCAAGUGGAAACGAUGAUCAGGACAGCUUACUCUCUGGAACACUGCGGGUGAUAGAAAAGGAAACUGAAGUGAUACUAGAUUGGAGACCUGUGGAUGAAUCAUUAGAUUCUUCUAAUAUACUGUAUGCUAGAAAGGAUUCCAGUUCAGUUGUAGAGUGGGCACAUACUCCUAAAGAGAAGACUCCACGGGGGCCGGAACAUAUGAACAGUUAUGAGGCAGAAUGGGAUAUGGUCAGCACAGUAUCUUUUAAGAAGAAACCACAUUCAAAUGGAGAUGCUACUGUUCAUACGAAUGGAGAAAGCAAGUGGUCCUUUCUGUUCAGCUUAACUGAUUUAAAAUCCAUUAAGCAAAACAGAGAGGGAAUGGGAUGGUCCUAUUUGGUGUUCUGUUUAAAGGAUGAUGUUGUUCUUCCAGCUCUUCACUUUCACCAUGGAGACAGCAGCCUGUUGAUACAAUCUCUUAAAAAAUAUGUGGUGCUCUGUGAAUCUUCACAUGAUAGAAGAAUUCUUGUGAAUUGUCAGAGUAUUUCACAGUCCUUUGAAAAUCUCCUUGAUGAACCAACUUAUGGUCUAAUACAGAAACUGAAGAAAGAUCCUUACACAGCAACAAUGGGUGGAUUUUCCAAAGUGACCAACUUCAUUUUUGAUAGUUUGCGUGGGAGUGAUUCAUCAGCUCAGCAGCGGCCACCAUCAGAAAUGGCAGACUUCAUUAGUGAUGCCAUUCCAGGACUAAAAAUAAAUCAACAGGAAGAACCAGGAUUUGAAGUCAUUACACGAAUUGAUUUGGGGAAACGGCCUGAAGUUCACAGAAGGCAGCCAGUAUCCAUUGAAGAAUGGACGAAGAACAUGGAUUCUGAAGGAAGAAUCUUAAAUGCUGACUCUAUGAAGCAAAUGAUAUUCAAAGGGGGACUUUGUCAUGCUUUACGAAAAGAAGUGUGGAAAUUUCUUUUGGGCUAUUUCUCUUGGACUAGUACUAGGGAAGAGAGAGCCAGUGUACAGAAAAGAAAAAUAGAUGAAUAUUUCAGGAUGAAGCUUCAGUGGAAAUCUGUCAGUGAAGAACAAGAAAAAAGAAACUACAGAUUGAGAGAUUACAGAAGUCUUAUAGAAAAAGAUGUAAACAGGACAGACAGAACAAACAAGUUUUAUGAAGGCCAAGAUAAUCCUGGAUUGAUCUUGCUUCAUGACAUUUUGAUGACCUAUUGUAUGUAUGAUUUUGACUUAGGAUAUGUUCAAGGAAUGAGUGAUUUGCUUUCCCCUAUUUUAUAUGUGAUGGAGAAUGAAGUGGAUGCUUUUUGGUGUUUUGCACUGUAUAUGGAUCAAAUGCAUCAGAAUUUUGAGGAGCAAAUGCAGGGUAUGAAGACACAGCUAAUUCAGCUCAGUACUUUGCUUCGCUUGCUAGAUAGUGAAUUUUGCAGUUACUUAGAAUCUCAAGAUUCGGGAUACCUUUAUUUUUGCUUCCGGUGGCUUCUAAUAAGAUUUAAAAGGGAAUUUAGUUUUCAAGAUAUUCUUCGUUUAUGGGAGGUAAUGUGGACUGAGUUGCCGUGCCAGAACUUCCACCUUCUUAUCUGUUGUGCUAUCCUGGAAUCUGAAAAGCAGCAAAUAAUGAAGAAACAUUAUGGCUUUAAUGAAAUAUUGAAGCAUAUCAAUGAACUAUCUAUGAAAAUUAAUGUGGAGGAAGUACUUUGCAAAGCAGAUGCCAUUUCUGUUCAAAUGAUGAAUUGCAAGGAAUUGCCUCAAGCAGUCUGCGAGGUUUUGGGAUUAGAAAAUAGUGCUGUGACAACACCAGACUCUGACAACGGGGAAGAUGAGACUGCUGGGGGGAUCCAUCAAGCUACAUCAGCACAUCCAGGGCUCUCCAUGCCUCUGGCCACAAGCAACGGAACAAAGGAGAGCCCUGAGCAGGAGGCCCACACCGAGGCCACAGAUUGACACUUGUAUGGUUGUUUGGUUUCAUUUUGAAGAGACACUUUAUUACAGCUGUUCUGUUUCUUUCAGGCACUUGAGAGUGGAUAUUUUAAAAAUUGUGUUGAUUAAGCUUUAAAGAUUUGGGAAAGAGAUUGUGUACUGUAAUGCAUCAAAGUUUGACCUAAUUAUUUUUGUAGUUUCUUCUACCAAAAUAGCCUUUUUGUUUUCAAUAACAUUCCUUAAUAUUUUUGUAGCCAAGUGCAUUUUUUCUCUUUGAUGUUAUGGAAAUCAGCUGAAUAGGAACGGCUUGGGAAUAGAUACAUCUGUAUUGCUUUCACUUUUAAAACUUUUCAGCAUUGAUGGUUCUUGGAUUUAAUAAGAUUCAAAAACUCUUAUGUACUGUUUCCUAAGUGAAAAGAUGCUAAUUUCAUAAUUAAUAGUGCUUUGUAAAUGAAAGGAUUGCAUUCCUUCUCAGAUGUUUACAAAAACACUUUCUAAGUUUUUGUGGUGGCUCAAUGUAGAUUUGCAAUGAAGAUUUUCAUUUGUGCUGCUCCUGGAUUCUGAUUUUUUUUGUAAUCCAAGGUGGCUGAACAGUACUUUUUACGUAUUAACAUCUCUUCACUUAUACAUAUGUAUGUAUGAAUUAGAUACAUAUUCAAAGUUGCAAGUAUUAAAGGAUAAAUCUAUUUUCACUAUUUUGACUAAGUGAAGCUUGGCUGUUCAUUCAAACAGUUCUCUGACCAAAUUUUAAUACAUAGCUUCAACUCUGGCUAUUUUUGAAAACCUUUUUUUAAAACAAGGAUAAAUAUAUAUGUGAAAAUAUUCCGUUGUACACCUGAUGUAAUUUUGCAGCAGCUUUCUUCAUUACCUAACUAAUGUUUAUAUUUGCUUAAUAGUAUAUUAGUACCUUGUAGAAACCUACUUAAAUUGCCUUUAUGCUAGACUUGGCAAUAUUUAUAAGCAGGUCAAAAUUAAAUGUAAACUACUAAUCACUUUGAGUGUGUGCUUCUACUUUGGUUCCCCUGCACAACUUCAGUGUGUGUGUGGUGGGGAGUCUCAGUUUGCAUACAAGAAAUGGCUGGUGAAUUAUGCCCUUUGCCCUUAACAAUAAAUUACUUGCAUAGGAGAACUACAAGCUCAUACUGUGCCAUUCUGUGAUAUUUUAUAGUUAUGUGGAAUCUGACUGAACUGAUCCAGUGUACUUGUUUCUAUUCGAGAACCAUUGUACAUAUUAUGAAAUAAAAUGCAAAGUUUACAUAA